Messenger RNA from Siniperca chuatsi (mandarin fish), 5206 nucleotides. Its product is annotated as paired box protein Pax-7-like. Lineage: Eukaryota; Metazoa; Chordata; Actinopteri; Centrarchiformes; Sinipercidae. Bases 404 to 1945 code for a protein of 513 amino acids. Gene Ontology annotation, biological process: anatomical structure development; regulation of transcription by RNA polymerase II. The record is from RefSeq and is a predicted model, not a curated record. The transcript has 9 exons. Gene Ontology annotation, molecular function: RNA polymerase II cis-regulatory region sequence-specific DNA binding; DNA-binding transcription factor activity, RNA polymerase II-specific.
GUGUGCAGCGUUAUCCCUUCUCUCCCAUUGGCUGCUGAAACUUGUUGGAGCUUUUCCCUCUCGAAUAAGAGAAAGCUCCAAGAACCUAUCGGCGCUCGCGACCCGUCCCCCUUCUCGAGCCCGCCUGGUCCAGACCUGUCCGGGAUCCCGUUGAAGGAGUCCAGCCUUCACACCGGUUAAAUAAGCUCAUGCUGGAGACAGAGCAGUUGUCUGUAGUGAACACAUGCACAGUGUAAGGACUCCCUGCGCCCUCAGCCUGCUCCAGCAGCGUCUCAGAUCGAUAUUUAAGACCUGUCAGACUAGACCAGCGAGUCUAGUCCUCCCUUGAACUGGACAUCUAGAGACGUGUACGUCUUUUUUGCUUUUCUUUUCGUUUUUCUAUCUUGUUUUUUUUAAUGGUACAAUGUCGUCUUUGCCAGGAACGGUCCCGCGGAUGAUGCGCCCGGCUCCCGGACAGAACUACCCCCGCACCGGAUUCCCCCUGGAAGUGUCCACUCCUCUGGGCCAGGGACGAGUCAACCAGCUCGGAGGAGUCUUCAUUAACGGCCGGCCGCUGCCCAACCACAUCCGACACAAGAUAGUGGAGAUGGCCCACCACGGGAUCCGGCCCUGCGUCAUCUCCAGACAGCUGCGCGUGUCUCACGGCUGCGUCUCCAAGAUCCUCUGCCGCUACCAGGAAACCGGGUCCAUCCGGCCCGGAGCGAUAGGAGGCAGCAAGCCCAGGGUAGCCACGCCGGACGUGGAGAAGCGGAUAGAGGAGUACAAGCGGGACAACCCCGGCAUGUUCAGCUGGGAGAUCCGGGAUAAGCUGCUGAAGGACGGGGUGUGCGACAGAAGCACAGUCCCUUCAGGUGAGGCCUCCUCCGUGAGUUCCAUCAGCCGCGUUCUUCGAGCUCGAUUUGGAAAAAAGGAUGAUGAGGAGGAGUGUGACAAAAAGGAUGAAGACGGAGAAAAGAGAACCAAACACAGCAUCGACGGGAUCCUCGGAGACAAAGGCAGUCGGAUGGAGGAAGUGUCAGACGUGGAGUCGGAGCCUGACCUCCCCCUGAAGAGAAAGCAGCGCAGGAGUCGAACCACGUUCACAGCGGAGCAGCUGGAGGAGCUGGAGAAGGCUUUCGAGAGAACCCACUACCCCGACAUCUACACCAGGGAGGAACUGGCCCAGAGGACAAAACUCACUGAGGCCAGGGUCCAGGUGUGGUUCAGCAAUCGACGGGCAAGGUGGCGAAAACAAGCAGGAGCCAAUCAGCUAGCAGCAUUCAACCACCUGUUGCCGGGUGGAUUUCCUCCUACAGGGAUGCCAACACUUCCUACGUACCAGCUGCCAGAGUCCAGCUACCCAACCAACACUCUGCCCCAAGACGGUGGUGGUACAGUUCACCGUCCCCAGCCGCUACCUCCGUCCACCAUGCACCAGAGCGGUCUGUCAAGCACUGACAGCAGCUCUGCUUACGGUCUAGCCUCCAACCGCCAUGGCUUCUCCAGCUACUCCGACACCUUCAUGAGCUCUGCAACACCUAGCAACCACGUCAACCCUGUCAGCAACGGACUCUCCCCACAGGUGAUGAGCAUCCUGAGUAACCCCAGCGGUGUUUCCUCACAGCCACAACAUGACUUCUCCAUCUCACCGCUCCACAGCGCCUUGGACUCCUCUCCAUCCAACGCCAUCACAGCCAGCUGCAGCCAGCGUUCAGCUGAGGCCUCCAUUAAGACGGUGGACAGCCUUCCGUCAUCCCAGUCCUACUGCCCCCCCACAUACAGCACCACCGGCUACAGCAUGGACCCAGCUGUGGCUGCCGCCGGCUACCAGUACAGUCAGUACGGCCAGACUGCUGUGGAUUACCUGGCGAAGAACGUCAGCCUGUCCAGUCAGCGCAGGAUGAAGCUGGCCGACCACUCGGCUGUACUGGGACUGCUGCAGGUCGAGACUGGCCAGGCCUACUAGUACUCACCUAACAUAUUUAAACAACAUGACACCUGAUCACCAGCACAACCCGCACCUCCUGCUACCAUCCAUACAAAUCUCCCAGAGAAUAUGCGUGUGUGUGUGUGUGUGUGUGUGUGUGCGUGUGUCAUAGUUGACUAUAUGUGGGGCUGAUAUUUAGCUUUUCUAUGCGCUAUUUGAUGUUACUAUUUCUCCCAGCUUUAAACAUUCCUCACGGGACCAAACAAAUCCACAACAAAGAUUAGCACUGUUGGGAAUUUUGUUAAGUGUUUUUUAUUUGUUGAUAUCGCACCAAAUUUUGUACACAGCAUCAGUGUAUUAUACUUUACAGGACAACUAUAAACUAGUGAUAUGAAGAAUUACUAUGUGAACCCUGAGCCAAUCAGUUUAGACUGUAACCUGUGACCUACUAACUAAAAUAUAUUUCACAAAACCUGGGACAGAUGUUUAUUACGAAGCAAUAAUGCCAUGUCCUCACUAUAGCAGACAUCUCUAAAUGCUGUUUACAUGUGAGGAUGACACAAAUGUCUCUGUCCACACUGAAACAGCUAAAGAAUAGAAAAUGGCUCUGCAAACAGCAAAAUUAUGUAUUAGUAAUCCCUCCAUUCAGAUUGAAUGCCAAGCACAGUUAUUUAUGUGAAGAUGAAACAAUUUUUACUUCACAUCUGAAUUCACAUCUGUUUGCAUCCAUUGUAUCAAUGAAUUGACAUUAAAUGCAAAUGUUCACGCCAAAACUCCCUUUGUGUUCAGUCUGAACCCACCUUAAGGAAACACAGCCCGGUUACUCUGCUAAGUCACCUCCUGGUCUGAUCACUUAUGUUGUGUUUCAUUCAUUGAGAUAUUUUUCUGAUUUGAUUACAGCUCGUGAAUGCUACCUCAGAUUCAAGUGUGUUGUACUUCUGACCACACACAUCAUCACAGAUGCGUGGUGAGAACUGAAACCAGUGGAGGUCAGCAAAAACAAGAUUUUCAGCUGCUGUCUUUGCAACCCAGCUAGACAGAUUGGUCCUGGCUGAGUUUUAGUGUUUCACGUUUUUUUCACAUUGAGAAGAAUAAAAUGCUGUAAAAACUCUAAAUACUUUCUUUUUUUUCCUAUAAAAUGGUCAACUUUAUAGAUACUGAAUAUCAACACAAAAUAUUGGCAGCUUAAAAACAAAAACAAAGUGUCAGCCUUCAGGAACCCAUGUGUGCAUGUGUGUGUAUAUGUGAGGGAGAUGAACUGAUAUGGACUGGAUAAUUCAGCCAUUCCUGAAGAGAUGUCUCUGCUCUAACACUGCAGUCCCUCUUAUCAACAACAAGACCUCCUGAAGAGCUUCAGCAAUAGUUGGAAGUCAAACAAGCUCCUGACUGAGCAGCUGACAUUCGGUGUGACGAUCACUCCCCACUCGAUUGGAGCCAGACAUUUCUCCAGGCAUCUUGGUACCAACCAUUACAAUUAUUUUCCUCAUUUUCAUUUCUUUUGAUUCUAGUUAAUUUCAUGUCCGCUCUUUGUAUUUAUGCACUGGAUAGUACUAUGACACGCCAACAUCAACUGUCAUAAUUACCCUUUAGAUAAGAAAUGGGUUUUGAUGAGUCAUAUCUGCAAUUACAAUUGGACCAGUUAACAGUGUUGUUUAGUUAACAAGUGUAUUUCCUACAGUUACUUUCAUAAGUAACUUUUUCAUACUUGCAUUCUUUGGGGAAAUGUGUGGAUUAUGUUUCUCUUCAACAUAUCAAACAGAAUGUUUAUAUUGAGCAGAACUGCAAAAUGUUUCAUGUCAUAAUCUGCCCAUGAAAACUAAAGUAUGGUUGAGGAUGGUUACAGGUAACAUUUUUGCUAUAGUGCCUAUAUAUGGCUGAAAUCCUAAUAUUCCCUCUCAGGUCACCGUUGAUGUGUUGAAACAAAGGUGAAUUGUGAGCAAAACUGGGGGUUUAACAAAAUCAGCAGAUGAAGAUACCAUACAUUUUCAAUUAAUGGACUUAAUUUAGCUCAACUGCAGAGAGAACCAGGCCUUCAUUUGAAACAGGCUUAUAUUAGAGACAGGCCUUUUUUGUAAUGUCCCUAUAAAUAUAUUUGAUCAUAGUUUAGUAAAAGAAGCCUCCCUGUUUUCUGAUCUGCUCCUGUUUUCAUUUGCUGUUGAUACAAACUCAAGACUUCCUCCAUGUAUACUUCUUGCCUUGAUAAACUCAGUAUAAUGUACAUUGUGAUGAAAAAAACCUAGAAGCAACUGUAAACUGGAAAUAAUUAGUGAGUGAAAAGAGUAUUCGUCUUAACAAUGGAAACACUGUGUUUUUAACGGGCUUUCAUUGGAGAAUUUAUGGUAUAUAGAGUUGUGUCAGAUAGUCAAAACUGAUUCAUAAUGUGGAGCCAAAUAAUUUAGCACUAUUAACAUAAAUUCUAGUACAAAUUACAAACUGCAGCAGUUCCAUAAAGGAUUGCAUUGAGGAUGUGUCAUGCAGUCAGAGAUUUGAUCACUCUAGUCAGCUGGACUGACCAAAGGGAAAGCUCCUCCAUGCUCUCCACAGGAAGUACUGCACUGCUCAGGAGAGGAACAACAAUGCUGCAAGGAUGCCACCAUAUGGAGCUUUGUGUUCUGUUCUCCAGUGGAAACCAUUUCAAGGUUAAUGGGCAGGAGGAUAAACGGAGACCAAACAGAGAAUAUUUCCCUCUAUCGCAUCAUUCCACACGUAAAAAGUACUUGAACAAUCAAAAUAUGCUUCUACAUUAUUAAAGUUUUCUUUUUUUCUUUCACCCUUUGUUCUGUAUUUGAUGCCAUUCCAGACAAACUCAGUGUUUAAUCCUCGACUCAUGAAAGUGAGCAGAGUUUGAUAAGUUUAUUUCCAUUCCCACUGGAUGCUGGUGUCCAUGUAUACCUAUGUUGAGGGUGAUCAUCACUGUCUCAUACAGAGGCUUACAAUAUAUCUGCCCCUCCACAAGAGCCAUGGAAACUCUGGAUGCUGGCUGUGUUAAACUUCUACCUUGUGUACAUAUAUUUUUACACUGACAGCAAACUAAGGAGAACAUUAAGGAUCAAAUGUACAGAUAUGUUCAUUCACCCCCACCCCUCCUGUUUACCUCUUGGUCCUUUCUCUGCUUGUUUUGUUCUGCUUUCUGUUUGGCAUGUGUGUAUGUUGCCAUGGUAUAAUUUAUUCUACCUGUAUGAAGUAUUAGACUAGUAAAAAAUUUGUAUUGGCAUUUACUCCCCUCAGCCUCUUGGUGUGUCAACUGUAACACUGGCGUAACUGUCUGUUCAUUAAAGCUCUACAACUGGACCAAGACCA